This is a messenger RNA of Trichoplusia ni (cabbage looper), 1091 nucleotides long. RefSeq lists its product as uncharacterized. The transcript has 4 exons. Bases 140 to 1000 code for a protein of 286 amino acids. The record is from RefSeq and is a predicted model, not a curated record. NCBI's taxonomy places the organism in Eukaryota, Metazoa, Arthropoda, Insecta, Lepidoptera, Noctuidae. Gene Ontology annotation, cellular component: aminoacyl-tRNA synthetase multienzyme complex.
GUGGUGAUUGCUACGUCGAUCGAACGAACGAAAGUACGAAACGCGUGUAGUAUUCGGAGCUAAAGAUUUUUACUUCAGAUUUUAGGUAAGGCAGACAUAAGGUAAAGACAGACAGUAAAUUUGGAAUACAUUACACAUCAUGAUGUAUCCCAUGAAGAAAAUUGUUGCUCAUGACAGUGAAAUACUUUUACCGAAGUGCAUGUAUACGGUAAAAAAUCGAACAAAUUUAAUUCUAACUGCUGAAGACGAUACCAACAUCAAUAUCAGUAACCAGGUUAUCAAGUUUCUUAAGGGAUCAAACAGCAAAAUGACUGAGUUGGAAAAGCGACAAGACCAGCUAUUAAAAAAGUUGGAUAACUUAUAUGACAGAAUUAAAACCAUAAGCUCAUACUGUAAUGUGAGCCAUGUAAAAGAAGUGAAAAUAAGCAAAAACAAUAAAGCAUGUUUGCCAACUCCUCAGGAAGUUGUAUUGAUUACUAGCCCAGACAGUCUGCCCUGGUUCCUUAGUGUGAUUUUGAAACAAUCCCCUGAACCAAUUCAUAUGUUAUGGCAUAUUCACUCAUCAGUGCCAAAUGACAAAGUGGCAAAAGUGAAAAACUUUGUGAAUAACUUACCAAAUUCACAGAGCUCAAACAUUAAUUUAAGGCUGAUAUUUAAAUGUGUUUCGGCUGACACUGAAUUGAAAUUGAGUUCUCUAGCUGUCCCCAUCAUAGGCAAUGUCAACAUUUUACGGUACUUGUCAUAUGUUUAUCCAAAUGUAGUACCAUACAAUCCUGAUGACCACCAGGUUGACUAUUUGCUUGACCUUUGCCACUUGUUGGAAAGAACACCAGAGAAGAACAAAGAAGCAAUUAUUAACAAAUUAUGUUCACAAUAUAAAGAUUGGCUGUAUGGUGAUGAAUACUCAAUUGUAGAUUUAGCUGCUUUUAACAUAGUCAAACAAUGGAAGAAUAUUCCUAAAUCUGUACCUAAAAGCUGGUUUGACAAAUUGUGUUCUUAAUUUUAAAAUUACAUGAUUAAAAACAGAAAUUAUGAUAUUUCUUAAUAAUAUAAAAUAAACAAUAUUUAUAACAUGGUUGUUUUUUAUUCAG